Messenger RNA from Lepisosteus oculatus (spotted gar), 1822 nucleotides. Its product is annotated as epithelial cell adhesion molecule-like. Gene Ontology annotation, cellular component: membrane. NCBI's taxonomy places the organism in Eukaryota, Metazoa, Chordata, Actinopteri, Semionotiformes, Lepisosteidae. The record is from RefSeq and is a predicted model, not a curated record.
CCGCAGGGCUGGAGGUGUUUCACUGCGUUUCCUGUGUGAAUAAUCAGCUCUGCGAUGACCAGCUGAAGUGCUAAUUGACCAGAGCUGGCUGGUUGAACAUAACCUAGAGCAGAGCGUGAAGGUGAGUCUGUGGAGAACAGGCAGCUGAGUUUCACCUGGCCUGGGUCGGAGGAAAAUCUUGCGAAGACGAUGAAGCUGAGAGCGCUCUUCCUGAUUCCAGUGUUGAUAUUCGACCACACGGUCGCCGUGUCCGCGGUCCCAGAUGAUGAAUGCAACGACGAGUUUCCUGCACGCGAGAACUGCGAGUUCGAUGAAGUGUGUGAGGACGCCUUCUGCAAACACAACGAGUAUGUCACCUGUCACAUGAACAGGUGUGGGACUUGUGAGGCUGUCUUUCGUGGCUACGACAAUCUCACUGUCAGCUGCAACCAAUUGACGCCCAAGUGCCGCCUGAUGCACCUGGAGAUGCUGAACAAGAGGCGGACCGGGACCAUCCUGCCAGGGGGCCGGCUGGACAUCGAGUACGACCCGGAGUGUGAUGGCAGCGGCAUGUUCAAGCCCAAGCAAUGCGACGAUGACUCCAAUCUCUGCUGGUGUGUGGACAGUGCCGGCGUGCGCGUCACAGACAAGACCGGAGACGACCCCAAGUGCGACCAGCUCGUUCGGGUUCACCUCAUUGAUAUUUCAUUUACCUUCAAAGUGGAUUUUGCAACUCUGGCCAGAACAAGAGAGGCAAUAAGGCGAAAACUGGCUUUUAAACUCGUCAAAGAAUACACGCUGAAGGCAACACAGAUCCUGGAGAUAAAUAUCCAGGAACUGUCCCAAGUGGUUUCAAUCCGGCUGACAGAAAAUGGCACCAAAGAUCCAGUAGAUGUUGCCACAGUGGCUUACUACAUCGAGAGAGAUCUGAAAAACAGUAAGUUUGGCCUGGAGGUGGAUGGAAGGAGCCUGGAGGUGGAGAGGGACUCUAUCAAGGUCCUGUUCUUCGACAACGAGCCCCCUCGCAUGAACAUGAAGACCAUCUCCCCCGGCUUCGCUGCCAUCAUCAUCGUCAUCGCGCUGGCGGUCCUCACAGGAAUCGCCGUCUUUGUUGUGGUAAGAAGACGAGCCGAACAGGAGAAAAAGCGAUUCCAGUUCGAAGUGAUUGAGGGGCAGGGGAUGGAUGACUAUCAUCUGGCUCAGCGAGACACAAUGGCCUACUUUGUCAUGUAAAAUCUGGAAGUGUAUGUACAUAAGUAUUUUAUUUAAUGUACUAAAAGUAUAAAUGUAAAGAUACCAAUUACUUUUCUUGUUUGCUAUGCAAUGUUUUUUUUCCUUUGCAAAAAACUAAAUUUGAUUUAUUUUUGUUAAAAGAGGAUAUAGGUACACUAAAAUACUUUACCAAUUUCCCCCAAUUUUUAUUAAUUUAAAAAGUAAACAUGAAAACAAAGCUGUCAGUUCCAACUUGGGCAGUCACAACAAAUAAUUGGUGAAGAACGUGCUAACCCACAGCUUUGAUUUGGGGAGAUUCUCAGACUAUCAUACAGAUGCUGCAUCCUCUCAUCAAAUGUUUUUUUGUAUGCUGAAAGCCAUUGUAUAUUUUGCAUGUUAUUAGUUUUUUAAUACUGGAAUAUUAAUGUCCUAAAUAUUUUAAUUUGAAACCAUUUGCCAUAUUGGAAUAUAUGCAUAUAUACCUGUAAAUCUUUUAAAACUUUUUUGGUUUAAUUAAGUAAUCUUUUUUUUUCAAACUAGUCUUUGGUAUAGUAUGUAAUAGGGCUUACAGGUGACAUCAAGCUCCUUGUUUAUCAAUAAACCUUUAACUGGGUCGGACCAGUCUUUUCAA